Sinocyclocheilus rhinocerous is the source of this 4065-nucleotide messenger RNA. Its product is annotated as sperm-specific antigen 2 homolog. The coding region runs from base 139 to 3447 and encodes 1102 amino acids. Gene Ontology annotation, molecular function: signaling receptor binding. NCBI's taxonomy places the organism in Eukaryota, Metazoa, Chordata, Actinopteri, Cypriniformes, Cyprinidae. The transcript has 18 exons. The record is from RefSeq and is a predicted model, not a curated record.
GUACUUGAAGUUUUGGAAUAGUUUUGCCAGAUGAUUCAGUGCACUAGAUACUUUCUAACUAUCAGCGCGCGAUCAUCAUCAUGUCCUGUUGAGAUGGUGAACCGUCCCACACUAUAGUAUCCCGUCCGAGCCAAGGACAUGGAGGAGUGCGAGUCCCCCCCUGCCAGAUUCAAGAGGAGGGCCUGGGCUCAGAGCCGAGACUCUUGGCAGGCUUCUGAGUCUCAGGACCAGGGCGCAGAGGAGCCGCUGUCUGCCCAGCCUAUGGAAGAUAAGACUUCGACAGCUUCAGAAACAGGUCGUAAACCAAAUCAAGUAGAGAACUGGCUCAGGACCUGCAGGACUCCUCUCGGGGCCUCUUUGGACGAACAAAGCGGCAGUCCAUCCAGAGGGCCAUUAAAGAAUGGCUGUAGCUUUGAAGAUGACCUAUCCCUGGGAGCUGAGGCCAAUCACCUCCAGAACAGCAGCACAAAAACAGAGGCCAAUGGCUAUGAAAUGGCAGCCAAGGCCAAAAGGAGCCAGUUCAAGCAGAAGGGCAGAAGUAUGAACUCCACCGGCUCUGGAAAAAGCAGCACCACCGUGUCCAGCGUGUCAGAACUUCUGGACCUGUAUGAGGAGGAUCCAGAGGAGAUCUUGUACAACCUCGGCUUUGGGCGUGAGGAGCCCGACAUCGCCUCAAAAAUCCCUUCUCGUUUCUUCAACUCGUCUUCUAGCGCCAAGGGCAUCGACAUCAAAGUUUACCUGGGAGCCCAGAUUCAGCGCAUGGAGCUGGAGAACCCGAACUACGCCCUGACAAGGUUUGUUUCUUUGCAGUUGCAGAGCAAUGAGGAUGAAGCUCUUCCUGGUCCUGGUGGCACGUCUCAAGCUGGCAGCGAGAGGUUUUUGAGGACUGCCAGCCAGCAGUCUGACAGCAGCGGGUUUGCAGAGGACCCAUCCACAGACGGUUCGGGUAAUCACCUGAAGGUACAAGAAAGCUCAGAUAGCUGUGACAGCGAAACCACAGUGACAUCGCAUGCAGGAGAAGUCAGCACACCCAUAGCAUUGGAGUACCCCAACUUUGAGAGAUUGCAGGCUGAGGAAGCCCAUCCUCAGUCCAACAGAGGCACAUUUAGCCAGAGUGGAACAAACCGAGAACUCCCUGAGAUCACCAGCCUCCAGAGUCCCAAUCCAAACUCUGACCAUAUUAGCCCCAAUGGACCGCUCCUUUCUCCUGAUUAUGAUAGGGCUUCCAUAGUUGAGUCCAAUUUCACUACAGCGCAAGAACCCACCACAGACUCUCCAGAAGUGGAUUCGAGUACAAUGGUAGAUCCUGCAACAGAUUCCAACUUGGAUGUAGCUCAUGAAGGCAACAUAUGCCAGCCUGGUUUAGGCAUUGAUCUAGACUUCUCUGAGGAUUUACGCCCAUCCUCUGGGCCAGAGUCUUCAGAUCUUCCAGAGACUUUGGACCUUGAGCAAUGCCACGCUACGACUCAAAGACAAAUGGACCUCCAAACAGCCCAUCAGAGGUCAUCCUCUAUGGAUGAGGAGCGUCCUGCCAGAGUAUGGGUGAGGGACAGGAACUUGCUGAGGGAAAGCUUGGAAAGGAAUCCUUUAAGGAGAUCCAGCUCCCUCCCAACCUCUCCGCUCAGCCCAGCUCGAGUGGUCACCUCCAUGCGAAUCCAACUUGGAAAGGGUUCGGUCAAGCACUGUACCCCACCCUCAUACUCGUACCGCUACGAUGAGGAGAAUCUCAGUGUCCGAGAAGAAGUGGAUUCAAUUAUGGAAAAAGAUGAAGUAGAUCAUGGCCAGUCUGAGCUCUUGAAAUCUGCUCCAGCAGGUGGAUCAAAGACGGACAGGGGAACGCCACCACAUCUUCUCAAUGUACCCCAGCAUCUGACUCGCUCUUCCAGCUCGCUUUAUAGUGUCCCUGCAGACUGGCCCCAGAGGCCCUUGGGUGAAGGUCCAAACUGGAGCACAUGUAGUGUCCCAAACCUUAGUCAAUUUACAGGUCUGGCCCACCCUCCUCCUCCUCCUCCUCCUCCUCCUCCUCCUCAUGGGUCCUUCUACUCUCCCCAACACGGAGUGGCCUACAACUCCUCGUACCCUACCGGAGUUCCCCACCACACUCCUUUCCCACAACCGCAGAGUUCACCUUAUCCUCAACCACUUAAGAGCAAUACAUUUACUCCACCACAGGGGGCGCCAUUUACACUCCAGCACAAUAUGCAUUAUGCUCAUCCUCACAGUUUGCCUUACAGCCCAUUCUAUUCACCUUAUAAUGUUGCUCAGGGAGCUCCCUGCGGCCCCUCAUUGAACAUGCAUGGCAGCCCGUACCAACCUCACGUUCCUCUCACACAAUCCCACAGUGCCCCCUAUAGACUGGGCUACAACGGUUCUCCUCAUCACCCUGGUGCCCCCUACAGUUAUCCAUACUAUCCAUCUCCCCCCUACCCUUGCUCUUUUGAGACGCCUCCUGCACCUGUCCCUGUGAUGGGCAGCACAGAGAUGCAGCUCAGGAGGGUCCUGCAUGACAUUCGUGGGACAAUGCAGAACCUUGGUCAGAGCUCAUCCGUGCAUGGAGGGGACACACCCAUUGACAGGAUCAGCACACCGUGCUCUGUCCAACCGCUUUAUGAGGAGCUCCAGAUGCGACGCAGGAGUCUGAAUGUCUUCCGGACUCAGAUGAUGGAUCUGGAGCUGGCUCUCAUGAGACAGCAGUCUAUGGUCUACCAGCAUCUCAGUCCAGAUGAGAGGCGGGAGGCGGAACAACUUGAAGCACUGCGGACGGCAGUCAGGCAGGAGCUGCAGGAGUUGGAGCUGCAGUUGGAAGAUCAUCUGCUCUCCCUGAAUGAACAGAUGCGCAGCAGCUCACAGCACAGCAGCCUCUACCGCCACCACAUGGGCAUGCACAGAGGUCACAGCAUGGAAAGCCUGUCUAAUUCUUCAGCACUGCAGGCCAUGGAGCCGGUGACGGACCUCCUGAAGGAGCAAUUGUACCUUCAGUCUGAACUGGGAUAUGAGGCUGCCACACUCAGUUCAGGCCGCUCGUCGAGGGCGUCCAGCCCUGGAAGAUUCAACCGAACGCUUGAGUCUUGCUCUCAUUCCCCGCAGAGAGGCAGCGUUUACCGGGCAACCCUCAACCUCACACCCACCGUCCCUGCAAGGCCUGGAAUGGAGGUUCCUCUGCCUAUUUCUCCAGAGAGGAUGGAGCAUAACAUGACACCUGCUUCCUUGGAGUUGAGCAGAGAUGAGGACGAGAUGUCACUGGAUGGACACAGGAGCAGGACGAUGGAGGACUGCAGUCCCACCGAAUGGAGGAGUACAAGUGGAGGGAAUGGUGACCUGCAACAUCUUAUACAGGAGAUUAAAGAAAGUAUCGCACAUGAAAUCAGGCAGGAGAUUGUGAACGAGCUUCUGGCUGCUGUGUCGCCACGUAGAUCUCCUCUCCCAGCCAGGAAGCCCCCUGUGUGAGCAUCAUAACAGAGGAUGGAGCAGGUGAAGAAGUAAAUCUUGUGAAAUAGUCACAACGAACACUGGUUAAAGCUUUGCACUGAGAACGGCUCAGCACCUCUCUCUGGUUCGGUCCGUGUAGCCCUUCCAGACUCGACUUCUUCUGGACUAGAGCUACAGGGAAUAUGCUCAUGCAUUUGAGUCCAGAUUCCACUUUUGCAGUGGUUGAGAUCUUCCACUGUCCGAAUCCGCAAAGGGCACGAGGCUUAUUGUGUUAUCCGUCUGGUACAUAUAUUACAGAAAUGUAAUAAAUCUUUUGGGAUGUGUUUUAAUAUGUGAUGCAGGUCUCGUUGGAUGUUUGCAGAGGAUGAAAGGGCUGUGGGUAGCUAAAGUUUUCUGUGUGAGUGUGUCUUUGUCUGUCUAGGACAAAAAUGUCUACUGAAAUCAGACUUGUUUUCUAAUCCAACCUCUGUGAGGAACUAACUGUGCAAUACAUUUAACUUUUUUCUCUCAAACUUGAACUGAUCAAUCACAACUACUGUUCUACUCAAAAUGCACACCGCUGUCUUCAUUUCCUGUUGAUAGUCUAUCACAUGCUGUAUGUAUAGACACUUAAGACACUUCAAAGCACAUUUUUAA